CGGAGCCUGCGAUGAUGUCCAUAUAAGGCUAGCCCGAAAAUCUGAGAUGGGUUCUGUCGGGCCGGGAGGUACUGCUCUCGCGCAAUUGAGUCUCGCCGGAGGGAAUUGGCCUUUUGGGUCGAUAUUCUGGUAAAAACUCCCCGGUAUCGGCGCAGGCGUUGCCUGGGGAGACAAUUUCAUCAUCAGCGGUCCUGGAUCGUUCCCUCGUUCGCUCCUGACGUUCUGGAAAUGGAAGGCUCGGUUACCGGUUACCAAUACCGCGAUACAACGCAAACCGGGGGCCGGGUAUCGGUCAGUAUAGGUAUUUUAAAAAGGCCACGAGCACGGCGCCGGCUUUUUUUGCGCUCCCCCUCGUCGUCCAGCCCCUCACUCCACCCCGCGCUCUUCCUCCCCGCCCUUUCCUGUCAUCAUGCCCGGAGCGAUGACAGCCAGGGUCUCCCUCGCAGACACGCUGGGCGCUAUCUUGAUGGGGGUGAUUUUCUCUGCGCUGAUCUACGGUAUCAGCUCGCUGCACGGAUUCUUCUACCUGCACAAGUUCCACCACUACGACCCGUGGCUGCUAAAGGCUGCUGUUGGAAGCAUCUGGCUCCUGGAUACGCUUCACCUGGUGUUCGCGAUCUGGGCGAUCUUCUUCUACACCGUGUUCUGUUUCGGGAAGCCCGCGGCGUUGUUGGAAAUUCAUUGGGCCGCCAAGGUUGGUUCUCGAUAUUCAAGAGCGAAGGUUACGCUGAACUUGCGCUUUCAAGAUAGUCGUCGUCUUGAGCGUGGGUCAUCCAUGUUGCGCGCAACUGCCGAAACUGUUUCUGACUCGGCGUUCCAGGUUGUGAUCGUGCUUCUGGUCCAGGUCUUUUACGUUUACCGAGUGUGGCGUUUGAGUGGGCUGAAAAAACGAGGGGUGGUUUCAAUCGCGAUCGUCGCGGUGUUAUGUGGUGCUGCGUUCGGCUUGCUGCUGGCUGUAAAGACAGUACAAGCAUCGUCGUUUUUGGAGCUGUCGCGCCCGGAUUUGAGUGUCGCCACGCAGGCCUCGUUUGCCGUGGCCACAGCCGUCGACUUCGCCAUCGCCGGGACCAUGUGCUAUUACCUGUACUCUAGCAAGCGGGUGAUUCCUCGAAUUCGUGGCUCGCGGUUGCACGUUGCCAUCAACACCGUAAUUCACUAUACGAUAUGUUCAGGGCUACUCACCAGUGUUACUUCACUCGCUUGUUUAAUCACAUUUAUCACGCUCCCUCGAACUCUAAUAUUCUUUGCACUGUCGUUCAUCCUGACAAAAUGCUACGUCUUCUCGCUAUUCACACUGUUGAAUCUACGGCGCGGGAAAUCCCUCACGCCCGAUGCGACGAGGCAGGCCGGAGAGUCCUCCAAUUCAUAUUCUAUGGGAUACCGAAGGAACGGUACCACCCACCAUCUUGACACUAUGCACGACCGACCGGUAGUUGUUGGCGUCCAUGUCGAUGUUGAGCGCGGGAUCGAUCCUGUUCUGGAUAUAAAUGGGAAUCUGAAAGCCAGUACGGACUGGUAGUGUAUAUAGUAUAAAAUUUGGGACGCCUGAUACACGCGUUGCAUAUCGUGUCGACUUCAGUGGCGAUGCGCAAGUAGUAAGAAUCAGCACAUUCACAUAUAUCAAGCUCGCACAACCAGGCCGAUGCUUGAAUCGAAGGUGAAAAUGACUGGGAAUCUGGUCACAGCUUGUCUGUACAUAGGUCUUACGUCCAAUCCUUCAAUUGCUU
Mycena citricolor is the source of this 1727-nucleotide messenger RNA. NCBI's taxonomy places the organism in Eukaryota, Fungi, Basidiomycota, Agaricomycetes, Agaricales, Mycenaceae. The record is from the annotation of a GenBank genome assembly.